CAACAGCUGAGAGGACGUACGGGACCAACAACGCCUGGCAACACUGUCUUAACUUCCAUUUCUGACAAACCUUGAUGUGCUGCAACCACAAGUGGAUAGAUUAUCGUACGGUAACAAGCAGGUGGGAAAUAACUUAACGUACAUCAGCCUAGAAGAAGUGGAUAACUUAUUCUUCACGAAACAAGCAGGUGGGGAUAUUUACCGUAACCAAGCAGAAGUACAAAUACUUAGUAAAUAGCCCUGGUAGCAGUGGAAAACGUAUAAUACAUAAACACAGGAAAAGUUAAAUGGAAAACUUAUGGAAUUUAACUCGGAAAAAAGGUGAAAAUAUAUAUUGUCUACAACACAGAGAGAUGUGGAACAUUUAUCAUACAUAAAUCAGGAGAAAAAGAAACCCAGGAGGCAGUAGAAAUUUUACCACAGAAAAAACGCACAAGAAAGAAAUUUACCUUACAGUACAUAUGAGUAUUCCAGGAAGACGAGAAAAGUUUAUCGUAUACAACUUAAACAAAUAUGAAAACUAGCCAUACACGAACUAGGCAAGAGGUGAAAAGUUUUUGUACACUUCACGUGAUAUAAUAUUUUAUGAAACUAAUUCUUAGUUUGUGAUACCUAAUUAAAUGAUAAAUGGUAGUGCCAUGCAGCUAUGAAAUGUCUCUUUUUGUUGACAUCCAGUAACAAAUUCGCAGAGCCACACACCCAGACUCAUAACCCAGAUCAUUGUUGACAAUUUGUUGUUAUACUUCACAAAAGGUAACGCCCCAAGACCACACAUCAUUAAUCUAACUGUGUGAGGUCAUUGUCAAGAGCUAAGUGUUCACUCCUCUGACCACUUUUGCCAUAAGUCUACAAUCCACUUCAUAAACUAAUACUUGUCUCUUGGUGACCAUACUGAGUUCACUACAAAAUACCUCACUAAGAGAUUUUGAGCCUUUUGAAUUCACUAUAUACAGUCACACAAUUACUCUUUCUGAAAUAUAGUAAAAGACCUCCCAUAGAGUUUUUUAUCCACUCUCUCUCUCUCAGCGUUCAAGGACUCCUGCAGCGCCACUAAGAUUCCCAAGACCUUCACGAUCAAAUUCCAGUUCUAAAAUAUAGUUCCUCGAGGCUUACUGCUAACAAGUCACCUCGAAGCCUUCUACUGAAACAUUCAAAUCACCUCCUAAAGCUCAUUAACAACACUUCUAGUAACUCAUUGCAAAGACGUCCAGUGUUCUCAACUGAAAGUGAAAUUCUUGGCGUUCUCUAUCAAGCUUCCCAGAGGACAGGAGGCACCAGUCUUCUUUACCUUCGUCACCAUCUCAAGGACAAGGAAAAGGUUUACCCUCGGCCACCACCACCAAGAUACUGAAGCGCCAAAACGCUGUGUCGGGGACUUCCUCGGCUGCCAGGCUGGGCGACCUCGGCUGUCAGCGGGCCAUGUCGGUAUUCCGGCAGGAAAGCCUGUCGGAGGAAGUGAGUCGGGAGAGCGCCUCCUUCACCUCUGUCGCAGGAGGAGGAGUCGCGCUCCACUUCAAGACUUCCACUUCGUCCUCUUCCACCCAGACCAGCAGCGAGACAGUUGUACAGCGUAUGGUGGGUGCUGGUGUACAGACGUCAGGUAACGGUAUGGGCACCACGAGUGGUGUGGGAGUACCAGCGUCAGUGUCGAGCACCGAGAGUCAACCACAGAGUCCCCACACCUACACCGUCAACACCGCCCGCACCGCCCUGGAGUCCCCACCAGACUGGAUGCCUGGCAGCGGGGUGGACCCAACUGUGAGUGAUGCUGUGGUUCAAACUUUUUGCACCCCGCCCUCCCAUAACGAGACGACCUCCCAACCCGCCCCCAUUAAAGUGUACUGA
Homarus americanus (American lobster) is the source of this 1845-nucleotide messenger RNA. RefSeq lists its product as uncharacterized. The transcript is spliced from 2 exons. The record is from RefSeq and is a predicted model, not a curated record. Bases 1420 to 1845 code for a protein of 141 amino acids. Lineage: Eukaryota; Metazoa; Arthropoda; Malacostraca; Decapoda; Nephropidae.